CCAUCCAGAACAUCAAAAGUAUCUUCAUCAUCAUACGCCAAGUACAUCACACAGGUCACAAAUCUUGGGUCAGCACAAAUUCAGUCGACAGGGUCACGAAAAGCUAGCUCAGGAAACUCGAAAAGAAGAGGAGGACUCGACUUUGGUUCCGAAAGGGAGGAAUACGUGAAGACUCCGGUUCCUCAAACACUCGACUCGAUCUCAAACAUACACAUAGCUAUACACCAUGCUCACAUCAACACUCUUCGCCCUCGCCAGCGCGGCGCUGGCUUCCGCCCACACUGUCAUCACAUACCCCGGGUGGAGAGGCAACAACCUAAAAGACAAUGAAGAGUUUCCCUACGGCAUGCAAUGGACAUAUCCUUGCGGCGGUCUCACCCUCACCCAGAACCGCACCUACUGGCCCACAACAGGCGGUGCCAUCUCUUUCCAACCAGGCUGGUUUCAAGGCCACGCGACAGCCUUCAUCUACGUUAACCUCGGCGUCGGCAACGACGGUCCCGACGGCGGGCCGAAGAACAUGAGUUUCCCCAUGGUCAGCCCAUUCCAGAUCAUCGGGCCCGGAAAGAACCCGUACCCGGGCACCUUUUGUCUGCCGCAGGUGUCGACUCCCGCCGGGUUUGAGUUCAAGGAAGGUGAUAAUGCGACGAUUCAGCUUGUGGAGUUGGCGAUUCAUGGUGCUGCUUUGUAUUCGUGCGUCGACAUCACCUUCGUUCCCCCCGGUGACCCGCGCGUCGCCCAAGUCAACGAAUCCAACUGCUUCAACAGCACCGACCUCGGCGCCGCCGACCUGUACACCAUCAACAUCCUCGAGUCCGGCCGCGACAAGCUGGCGCUCACCAGUGCCGCUGCCUCGCUCGCCCGGAUGGCGGGCUGGGUUCCUCUUGUUGCUGGUGGGUUGUGGAUGAUGCUAUAAGCUGCGGCCCCGGGAAAAGAAACAUCGGUUUGAUGGAUGAUCAUAUGGGGCAAAAUGAGAAGCGGGUUCGGAUUCAAAUGAUACGAUGACACUCAAGAAAAGGAGAUGAUGAUUACUAAAAACACCGACUGACAACAACUCGAUGAGGUCGGGUGGUUGGGUGACUGAGAUGCGCUGAGAUGAGAUAAUGCGAGGAGAUAACAACCUUAAGUUGUCUGUGUGGCUGUUAGGCGCCAACGACAACAACGAGAAGUAAGGUAUCGAUAUUUUGGAGGACGAAUCGAUUUGUCCACUAGGCGUUCAUCUGGGAAACAGGAAAGGAAGGUGGAUUGGAACCAUUUUUUUGUUACAAGAUUCCCCGGCGCGGGCGACGGCAGGCGCGCGUUUUCAGUUCUUUAUUCUGUCGAUUUGUAUAUACCUCUUUUCUCUUUCAUCCUCUGUCAUUUUCGCGACUAUGAAAUGAGUAAAUACUGAACCCGGUUGGUA
Messenger RNA from Neurospora tetrasperma FGSC 2508, 1402 nucleotides. RefSeq lists its product as uncharacterized. The transcript has 3 exons. Bases 227 to 916 code for a protein of 229 amino acids. Lineage: Eukaryota; Fungi; Ascomycota; Sordariomycetes; Sordariales; Sordariaceae. The record is from RefSeq and is a predicted model, not a curated record.